Apaloderma vittatum (bar-tailed trogon) is the source of this 1353-nucleotide messenger RNA. It is a transcript of the gene FBXO15, whose product is annotated as F-box protein 15. The record is from RefSeq and is a predicted model, not a curated record. Bases 1 to 1353 code for a protein of 450 amino acids. Gene Ontology annotation, molecular function: protein binding. NCBI's taxonomy places the organism in Eukaryota, Metazoa, Chordata, Aves, Trogoniformes, Trogonidae. The transcript has 9 exons.
AUGCCUUCCAUGAACCCAAAACUUAGUUUGUGCAUUGAGAGCAUGCCACCAGAAACGCUGAUGAAGAUAUUUUCCUAUUUGGAUGCUGCGUCCCUGUUAUCUGUUGGUUGUGUGAAUAAGCACUUCUAUCAGCUGGCCAGUGACAAUGGAAUCUGGCUGAAAAUCUAUUCCAGAUGUUUUCAACCCAAAAGGACAAUUUGGAAACUGAAGUCUGAACAAACAGAAACUGUUUCUGUGGGCUGUGCUGCUCUACAUGAUACAAAGCCUGGGUACUGGAAGAAAGAAUACAUCUUCAAACAAAUAGCUUCUGUCAAAACUAGAGUAAUACGACUUCUUAGACCUAUAAAUCCUUAUACAGGCCUUCCAUGUAAAAACAAAGAAGCUAUGAAAGCCUCUGGCUUGAGUUGGAUACUUGUUCUAAAGGACAAAAAUGGAAAGGAACAUGUAAUGGAGAAGGCAAAGCUAUCGUUUAAGGAUACAUCUGUUACUGUGCUUUGGCACAGUACAGAUUGGCCUUGCUUAGACAUCCUGUCAAGCCUAAAACUGUUUGGAGUUACACCAUUGCUUCUUGACCAAGGCAGAGCUCCCAUCAAGAAUGGACCUCGUCGACGUUCCUUGAUUGCGGAAUACCAUCUAGCUAACCUGACUGAAAGUAGUGUAGCAAUUGGUGCCAAUAAACUUGUCCAACUCUUCAGUCUGAAUCCAGGACUCUUAGUAGGACUUUGGAAGGAGAAAAAUGAAAUUGCUUUUGUUAUGGCGGGUCUUCAUUAUCAUCAGCUUCUUGAGAGAAGCACUUUGGGUUCUGCUACUGUUCAAUAUGCCCCUCCACCUAAUAAACCUGUAUUAGAUGAUAUCGACCCAGAAUAUGGCCUGCAUGACUACAAUCUGCAUUUUGAUAUGCAUGGUGAAAGCUGCACCUACCUGUGUGGAACAUUCAGGAGCCUCUUCUGCAGAAAAGGUGACAUUGAAAAUGGAUAUUUGAAGCUCACAGUUCUAAGUGUAAAGGAUAAUAAAAAGCACUUGCCUCUUUCUGGGACACUUGGCUUAUCCUGGGAAACAGAAGUAUUUAAAGGCAAGGUGAAGAACUGCUACAUGAUGAAUGUUACUCUCCUAGAAGGAAAUGGAAAGCCCUUCUGGUGUUUCAGUGCUCCAGUCUACCUGGAACGGUCUUCCAAGUCGUCCAGCCUUUACGACUGCGUGGGCCCUAUCUAUACCACAGACUAUGCAGAUUCAGAGGGUAAAGUCUGUGUUGAGUUCCUGUGGUUGGAAGAAACCAAAGAGUAUUUUAUAGUCAGUUUGGUGCUUUAUAUAAGCACCAAAAAGGUAAAUAACUGGUAUGGAACAAAUUACUGA